AAUAAAAACAAAUGUACUGUAGCUAAAAACUAAAAACAAAAAAGUGACCAAAAGAAAAUAAAAGCGCGCUUAGUAGUAAACACAGACACAGUGACUCAGUGAGUUCGUGCGUGAUUGCGCGUGAGGGACGAAGAGAGAGACAAACUGAUAAGACAACUAGAAUGGAAAAAACCACCGAAACGACGCCGUCCUACUCAUUGCAAGAUCAGGCUACGACAGAGCUCGGCGCCGGCGGGAAACUAAGGAGGCAACAGCCACGUCGACCACCUACCACACCCUACGCCCGUCCUCAGCAGAACCAAUGCUUACGCGGUCGCUUACUCUCCAAACUCGUCGAUCCGGCUUGCCGUCUCAUAGCCAGCGGCGCCUCUAGAAUCCUCCCCUCUCUCUUCUUGAAACCCCUCAACAACGAUUCUCUCCCGCCGCCAGAACCUCAAGCUCAUGGUGAGUUGGACGAAGAUAUAGAAGAACAUACUAAUGAAGAAGAUCAAAGUUGUUAUUCAACUUUUGUAGUGUCCGAAACAGCUGGUACUAUUGGGACAACUGAUGGACCAAAGGCUGGUUCUGGCAUUGCUGAACAUAGAAAAGGCAACCAGGGUGACAUUAGAGACGAUGGGCUUUCAGAAAUUGAGAAGCUAAUGAAGGGGAAAACAUUUUCGAGGGAUGAAAUCAAUCGUCUGAUAGGGAUUAUAAAUUCAAAGGCUGUUGAUGUUCCUCAAGUUGACCAAGAAGAUAGGAAUUUAACCCUAUCUACUGGAGGUGACAAGGGACCUAUAGUUUCUCAAAACCUGAGAAGGCCGACUGAAGAAAAAAAGGAUGAUCUGAAUAUAACUACAAGGGAUUUGGCAACCCCACUUUCGAAGCCAACUCUCCUAAAUGAUACUGCACCUUCACCAAUUGAAAUUGCAAAAGCAUACAUGGCAAACCGGACAUCAGAAUCAAACCUAGGUUCUAAGAGUAUUAUAUCAAAAGAUGAAAGACCAACAAUGCUUGCUGGCGAUUUUGCAUCAGAACCAUUUGUUCCAUUUGCUUCACCGAAGCCAUCCACAUGUUGGCCAGGUUCCAUGGUACAUGAUCAACGUAGUUAUCGAACUCCACAAAGUCAAAGAGGUAGAUUUGGACUUCAUAACAUUCCAAGAACCCCUUACUCCAGAACCAUCUAUUCAAAAUCUAAAUCCAAGAUGGCUCAUGUACGAGGCAAGGGUGAUGCUUUCCUGAAUGGUUCAUUCUCUCCUUUAAUGCAAUCACAAACUCCUGCAUAUGGGCAGUUGAGGAGCAACAUGGUGGAUAAAGGCUAUGGAUCUGUGGGACCCAUUUGCAGGAUUCGUCAUAAGGGCACUGCAGAAAUUCCAUCCAGAGGAUCUAUUUAUUCUUAUUCAUCAUUAAAUGAUCCUUUUCCAGUGGGAAAUUCCAAUGUUUCCAAAGGUCAAUUUUCUUCAAUCAAGAAGAAUUUGGAGCAAGGAGGCGCCAGUAGCUCCUCAGAUAUUCAAUCAUUAGAUGGUAAUAGGAGCUCUAAAAUGGGUAUCUCACCUGUUCAUCCUCAUUCCAGUCAGAUGGCUAGGACAAUAUUGGAGCAUCUUGAGCGAACUCUAGUGACUCCUAAGAAGAAGUCUGAGGAGUUAAAGAUAGCCACUUCAUGGAAAAAAUCUGAGUCUUCGGAUGUUAAUGCUGCCGUUUCAGCGGAGCACAACGAUUUGCCAAAUUUAGGACUUGAUUCUUCCAAAAGCAGGGAUAAAUUGAACAACAGAAGCUCUGCUCCAUGGAAUGAUAACUCAAUUUCUGUCACUUCUCCAGAAAGUACCAUUGAGGCUAAGAAUGUGAAGAAAACUUGUGCUUCCGAUUUAAAAGUUGAUAGUACUGUUACAAUGUUUGGCAAUAAUGCAGGGUCUUUACUAGAUUGUGGAAAAACUCAGGAUUCUCAAAUGAAGACUGCACACAAGGAUCUCCCAAAGUUCACCGGUGCUGCAGUGUCUGAGGCACCAUGUGAGGGUUUGCUAAAGCCUUCAUCUAAUUCUUCGGGAAAUAAACCAGUUUUGGCUUCAAUUUCUGUGACCAAGCCUGAGCAAAGGUGGAUGUUUACUUCAGAUAAUAGCACGGGAUUCACAUUCCCUGUUUCUGCAUCUUCUGGUGUGUCUUCUGAGCCUCCAACACCAACCAUCAUGCCAUUUCUAUCAGGUAGCAGUCAGCAUCAACCCAAAGAGGAACUAACAGAACCUUCAUAUAGUUUUGGGUUGAACAGAUCUUCUCCUGCCCUCGUUUUUUCAUUCCCUUCAACAAGCAGUGCCCCCAACCAUGUUGAUGCUUCGGAUAUUAGCUUCAACUUCGGAUCGGAUAGGUCAUCAAGAUUAUGUUUCAGUCCAAUUGGAAAAAAUACCAUAUGCCACUGACACACAAAUAGAUAUUUUUAAUUUUCCUUUUUGGGUCCUGGGAGAGUUUAGCAAGUUGGAGUUUGAUGAUGAGAAUCUCAAUUGGUUAUAUGCUUUUAUUAUAGGAGAAAGCAAAAGCUGAAACAUGGAUUCAGUUAAAUUUAGAACUUAGUUAUUAUUAUUAUUUGGUUAUUACUUAAAA
Messenger RNA from Gossypium arboreum, 2568 nucleotides. RefSeq names its product nuclear pore complex protein NUP1. NCBI's taxonomy places the organism in Eukaryota, Viridiplantae, Streptophyta, Magnoliopsida, Malvales, Malvaceae. Gene Ontology annotation, cellular component: nuclear envelope. The record is from RefSeq and is a predicted model, not a curated record. The transcript is spliced from 8 exons. Gene Ontology annotation, biological process: nuclear membrane organization. The coding region runs from base 162 to 2387 and encodes 741 amino acids.